Messenger RNA from Peniophora sp. CBMAI 1063, 732 nucleotides. The record is from the annotation of a GenBank genome assembly. NCBI's taxonomy places the organism in Eukaryota, Fungi, Basidiomycota, Agaricomycetes, Russulales, Peniophoraceae.
AUGAGCGCAGCGGAAAAACCCCCUCUUGCAUGCAAAGCUUUAGAUUUCGAUACACCUUUGAGGCCCUGGCCCGUCAACUUGGGUCGUAAGGGGCCUACAUGGUUCUUGGUUUUCACCAGGCCACGCGGAAUGCGCAUGAUGCGCGAAGCUCUCCCUCUGAAUACGCUCCCACCUUCCGAUCCUUUUCCAGCGGACUCGCCAGAAGGUCAUCCUCGCUUUGCUCUGUUCUCGCCUUUGGAGCCCAAACUCUUGAGCGCUCUAUUGGACGCCCGGGUCACUCGGACUGAUGGAGACGCGCCGAUGCCGAUCGUCAGGCGCACUGGCCGCACAUUCGGUAGUCGUGGAGCAGAAUCCAUCGUCGAGAUGGAGGUCCUGCUGUCAGAGACUGAAAUUCUGCAUUGCUGCACGCACUGCUUCAAGUGGGAGACGAUGAAUAGUCCAGCAUUUCUGAGGUGCUCUGGAUGCAAAGCCCGUUUCUAUUGUUCUCAGCGGUGUCAAGCGGCCGAUUGGAAGAAGAACAAGCAUAAAGCGGCGUGUCCGCUGCUGAGAGAACGGAGGUUAUUGGACGCUGAGCGUUGUGAGCGGAUGCACCAGGAUCAGAUGCAAUGGCAGCAGUCUAAGAUGUUACGUAUGGAUGACUCUGAUCAUCCCAUGGAGAGGGAGUUCGACGAAGAUCUGGACAGGGGCAAUGCGGAUCUCUUUAUACAUGGUGCGCGCGAGCGCUACUUCUAG